Messenger RNA from Benincasa hispida (wax gourd), 627 nucleotides. NCBI's taxonomy places the organism in Eukaryota, Viridiplantae, Streptophyta, Magnoliopsida, Cucurbitales, Cucurbitaceae. The record is from RefSeq and is a predicted model, not a curated record.
AUGGCAGAGCAGUUGUGUAAUCCAAGCCACCUGAAGCAUGAACUGGAGCUGAAGAAGUAUCUGAAACCUUACACUUGCGAUGGCUGCAAGGAAAUAGGCUUUGGGCCUCGAUACCGAUGCGAAAAGUGUGAUUUUGAUCUUCACAAAGCCUGUAGUUUUCCAAAAAACUCACCAAUUUCCCAUGAAUUCUUCCCACGUUCCACCUUCAAGUUCUUUAAAAUCCCACCAAGAGCCUGCCACGACAAAUGCAGACGGAUCUGCGACGCCUGCACAAAGCCUAUCAAUGGCUUUAUGUACCACUGCAAGAAACGUGACUUGGAUCUCCACCCUUGCUGUGAAAACCUCAAGAUUAAUUACCAAAUUGAAGACGUGGAGUUCAAUCUCCACAAGGAAGUCCAAGAAGAAUGGUACAAGAACGGAGGAGACUGGAUCAAUGUCGAUAAUGCCGAUCAGGACCCAAACUUGGCUCUGCAGAAGGUGAAUCUGAAAGCAAUUCAAGCUCGAGGGCGUGGGGAUGGCGGAAAAGGGAACAAGUUUUGGAGGAUCCUUAAGGUCUUCAUCAAGACCAUUGUUAGUAUCGUUCUUGGAGAUCCCACCACGUUCUGGCGUCUCUCUUCAUCGAGCUGA